UUAAUCCAACACUUGAUGACAAAUCCGUACAAAAAAAAAAAGAAGAAUGGGCCUUCAUUAUAUAACCAGAGACCGGUAGAACAAAGAAGUCCAUUGGAUGACGUAUGUGACAGGUGCCCGACAGUUCCCUACCGAUAUAAGGCCAAGUCCCCGCUCACAAGGAAAUUAACAAAGAUGAGGACCGUGUGCGCUCUCCUGGUGGGACUUUUGUGUACUGAGCUUGCAAUCGCUCAAACCCCGCACGUGUGUCCGCAUGAGGAGAUGUGUUCAGUGGAUUCACAGUGCGGCCAAGGUCGUUCGUGCGUGGACUACGGGGACCACAAAUGUUGUUCAGAUGCAGCCAACGAAACAGCUACCGCCCACGUGUGUGAUCCGGCUGACGUGUGUACCUCAGACAGCGAAUGUGCCACCGGGAGCACGUGUGUAAACUAUGGCGACCAUAACUGCUGUACUGUGACGUCAGCAAGUUCAACCAAGGUUCAUACCUGCCCGCACAGUAUGUGUAAAUCCAACGCGGACUGUGGGGGUCACGGAAGUAAAUGCAAGAACUAUGGGGAUCACGGUUGUUGCGUAGGGGGACAUGGUGCUCAUUAAAAAAAGUCAAAAUGUUAAAAUGCUGUCAAACGUUUUUUUAAAAAGCGUUAUUAUUUGUGGAUAAAAUACACAAUUCUAAAAUAUG
Messenger RNA from Magallana angulata, 679 nucleotides. RefSeq lists its product as uncharacterized. The record is from RefSeq and is a predicted model, not a curated record. Lineage: Eukaryota; Metazoa; Mollusca; Bivalvia; Ostreida; Ostreidae.